AUGGCCAAAACGUGGACAUCCACUUUCUACAUCUACCUGAUCAUCUCAUGCCAGAUGCUGCCGUUGUGUUCGAUGCGUGCUGAAACGGACUUCGAAGAUGAGCUUGAGGCCGGGCACAAGGAGGACAGCGCGCUCCAAGCCACGCUGAGGGUCACGUGUGGUUCACCACGUCCGACGGACGAUCUCGAUUGGGUGAUGAAUCCACUCAAUGCUGACCUUCAUUCCACUUAUGAACCCGAAGUGGAGUGCAACAGCGAUGCUGUGGAGUCAGGGACCAUCACCACAUCACCACGCGACAGGGCGACAAAGGUUGGCGACUGGGUUGGCCUUGCGAAAAGUGGUGCAUCUCUGGUCGGCGCGGUCGUGGGCGACGUGGCCGAAGCAGUCGCUGAAGCCUCACCUGUCGGAGUUAUCCUCACUCUACAGAGCGCGGCGAACAGUCACCUGGACAGGAAUGCGCUGAAAAGGCAACUUCAAGAGGCACGAGCCAGGCAGGACAGAGGAGGGGAGGCCGAGGCCUUGUGCCUGCUUGAGCUCAACAUGUUCAACCGAAAAGUCCUUAUUGCCAGCACUGCUAUUGGCAUCGCCGGCCUUGUGGGUGCUAUCGCGACCUUGGGUACAGCUGCUCCCAUCAUCGUGACUGUUGGCAUGCUCCUGAAGCGGUUUGCCCAGAAGAAGCGCACGGCUCUUAAGAAGAUGGAGUGCGCGGAGCUUCAAACGAGCGUCGACGCAGUGGAUGAAGCUCAGCUACGGGCAGACCUGGGCUCCUGCGACCCAAACCAACAAACACCCUGCGACUCGACCAUUGUCUGGACCGUCAACCCUCUCUACGCGGCCAUGCAUGGAGGCGCCUGA
Messenger RNA from Symbiodinium natans, 855 nucleotides. The record is from the annotation of a GenBank genome assembly. Lineage: Eukaryota; Dinophyceae; Suessiales; Symbiodiniaceae.